Homarus americanus (American lobster) is the source of this 9061-nucleotide messenger RNA. RefSeq lists its product as uncharacterized. Gene Ontology annotation, molecular function: protein binding. The transcript is spliced from 10 exons. NCBI's taxonomy places the organism in Eukaryota, Metazoa, Arthropoda, Malacostraca, Decapoda, Nephropidae. The record is from RefSeq and is a predicted model, not a curated record. The coding region runs from base 84 to 5558 and encodes 1824 amino acids. Gene Ontology annotation, cellular component: cytoplasmic vesicle.
CUGUGUGUGCUGAUGAUGGCUGAAUACAUGCCCUGAAAGUAGUCGGGCGAGUUGGAGUGGGCGGGUCCGCUGCAGAUCACGUGAUGAACGAGGGCCAAUCAGGAACUGCACCAGGUUACCUCCCCUCCAAUAACCACGCUCCCAACGAUGACGUCAUUGGCCGCGACAACCUCUCGGCGAGUUUGAUCAGUCAAGCCACCGACCUCGAGUUCGAGCAUGACACCGCCGACUACCAGUGGCUGCUCGACUAUGACCUGCCGUGCGCUAGGUACCGGGAAAGUUACAGCCGAGAGGUUGGUACGGCAUCUCUCUCUCUCUCCUCUGGCCGGGACGGAUCGGGUCGGGUGUCUGUGCUGGAGCCAAGCCAGGGCCAGUUACAAGACCUGUCAUAUGAGACCUUGGCCAGAAAUCUGGAUGCCAACCUUGCAGAGAUCGACAUGGAUGAUUUCCACAGUGAAGACAUACACAACAUCCUAACACUACCCACCAUGUGUGGGGAGUUCCAGAGUGCUGAAGAUGGGGAGAUGUUUGCUAGUGUUUCCGGCUCCAUGAUGAACAAGUAUGACCUCGAUUCAUCUGUUAGUCCACGUUCCUCAUCCCAUUGUGACCAGGAAGGAGAUGAGGAGGAGGAUGAAGAGGAAGACGAAGAUGAAGAUGAAGAUGAAGAUGAAGAUGACAGAAGGGAAGAGGAGGGAGAGAUUGAAGAAGAAGAAUACAGUGGUGUUAGUGGGGAAUUGUCAUUGUACCAGUCAGGGCCACUCUUCUCCCCAUUGAAGGAACCUCCACCUCUGGCCAACACCACCUUCAGUGUAGACUCUCUUGACUGUGACUCCCUGCAUGAUGAUCUCAUUCUCACUUGUCAAGCUAAUAAGGAUAACUACACCAUCGCCUUUGAGGGAUCCUUUAUUCAGUACUCUGAAGACUCGGAUUAUCAUGAGGCAGGUGAGAGUGAGUCAAGUGGGAGCAACCAUUGGUCAACAGAGAGACUGGAGGGUCGGUGUCCUGCACCUUCCAUGACACAUUCAGAUCAGCCCUACACAACUUGGUCACGGGUUAGCCGUCGAUCAUCUCGCACACCAGAGGUGCCUUCCAAAGUCAACAAUGCCCAGCAGCAAUCAGGACAAGCAGAAAGUUCAAAGACAUCCGAACAAGGGCAACAAAGUAACAAGAGCAACAGUAUGCCUAACCUGAUGCGUCGUUCACUCAUGCGCCGAUCACUAGAAGCUUCUGCAGGAUGUGUCAAAGUGUUUGAUCUUCAGAACAGUAUGCGAUCCAGUCAGAGUAGCAGAACAAUAGCAAAUGAGACCAACAACUUUUCAUUGGUAAAGUUGUUUAUGCGACAAAAAAGUUUGAGCAAAGAAGCUGUUAGUUUGUCAUCAAGCAUAUCCCAGGAAGGUGCUUGCUGUUCCAGCUCUGACAACCAAUCUAAUGUACAUGAUUCUUCUGAUUGGCCUAUGAACAGCCAAUCUGAGAAUGACAUGGAUGGAAGUGCUUCACCUGUUCCACCUCCUGCACUCAUGAGGCAGAAUGGUGUGAUUUACCAUGAGCGUGGCUAUCGACGAAGAACUGGUUCAUUAGGGGCUCCAGAAAUUACCCCAAGGACCAAUAAUAUGACUAUGAACCAGGACUUCACUUCUACUGAUACCACCACCACAGAAACCACUACUACCACUGCCAAUACUCAGCAAGAUGGACUUCUUAACAAUAAUAAUAACAUUAUUACUGCUCCUGCUGUGCUUGAUAACAAUGGUAUUCAGCUUUCUAACACUAUGGACAAUGUUACAAGUUUUGAAGACAGUCUCAAAGAAACAAAUCCAUGUUCAAAGCCACCAGUUACCAGUCCUAUAAGAGAGGAGCCAGAGGGAAUGGAUAUAUCCAUGGAUAGUCGAGGUGAGAGUAAGGUUCUUCUGGACCAGUCUGAAAAGGAAACCAAAAUGCAUGAUGUCUUGAGGCUACGAGAUAACAAGCUUAAUAUGGAAAAAAAUAACAUGACGCCAGUUAAAACUGUGUCAAAGGACUUGGGGAAUAAAAAUAUGAAUAAGAAUGCCUUUAAUAUUUGUGUUGAUGAACGCAAGAGAUCUCAGUCACCAGGGACUCCAAAGAAAGGUAAUAACAGACGGGAUGGUUCAAAUAACACAACUCGUAGGCGCCAGGAUUCAGGUAAUUCCUCCAGUGGAUAUCUUUCUAACAGAGGAUCUACAGAAAAAAUCAGAAGACCUUCAGACUCUGAACAAACAAGCACACCACAACAAAAACCUCGACCAAAGCCCCGUGUUUUAAAACAGAUGUCAGAUCAGUGCCUUCAGACCUCUAAUCUGAAGGUGUCAGCAAUGGUUAACACAAGCUUUAACCUGGACAAAAAGGAGGUAUAUGUUUACUACCCAAACUAUGCUUUGCCAGACCUGGGCUUCCUGAAAGACAAGAAGUACAAUGUUGAUGCUAGAGUGUUUCUUGUUCCACAACAUUAUAAUUCCCGACCUGAAGAGAUGAGAAAGGUUAAAGAGUCUCGGAUAAGACGUCCCUUCUCAUGUGGUGAUAUGGAAAAGUUACGAAAACAUGGAUUUGGUCAUAUCCGUGACUGGGAUUCCCUUAACUUUUUGUUACCAAAAGAACUGAAAGAGAUGCUCCUUGAUGAAACUGAGUGCAUGGAAACUACAAAGCCUUCAUUUUGUCAGUCGCCAAAGCCAUCUCGUCGACCAGUCAGUUGUGAUUAUUCCCAACAGAAGUGUUCUCAUGAACUCAAAGGCUCGGUUAGUGCUAGUAGUUUAAAUUCAACGCAGCCUUCAUCUGGUUUUCGAGGCUCUUCAACAAUGCUCAAUGACUCAGAAGGAGAGAAUGGGGGACUCUUAGAUCAGAGAUAUGUUUAUAAAUAUGAUACUGCAAGUACAGACUCAGAGGGACUCGAAAAACCACCACCAUUGCCAAAGAGGUCUAUAUCCCUUCCUGUUGAGGAGAGGCAUGGUCCUGAUGACCCAGACAUGCCACCGCCUCGGCCACCUUUACCUAGAGGAAUUCUAAGGAAAUCCUCUUCAUUAAAAGAUGAUGUUUCAAAGGCAGCAAAUAGUCAUAACAAAAGAUACAGUGCUAUAGAUGCUGGAAGAGGUAACAUGAGGGAAGACUUGCUGAAGAGACGAUCUUUACAGGAGCCCAUGGAACACAUGGCUCAGCGAGUAGUAAGAGAAACAAUUCCAGAGAUAACUCAACCUUGUCCACAGCAAGAAACAGAGAAAGAUAUUACAAUUACUCCACCUUCUCCAAUGGGUUGUAGCUGUGUUAACCAGUGUACAGGCUUCUGUGGUAAAGGCCUUCAAAAGAAAAACUUGUUGCGAGUCAGUGAAUUGCCAGAUGUAUCCAGCCACGAAGACUUAACAGAAGAUGACCUUCUUCGGAUCCGGUCACAAGUCAGCAAUCUUCUUGUUACUAGAGGGCAUGUGUGUCCACUUUUGACUGAUGCCAAUAAUAUCUGUGACCUCUGUCCAAAGAAGAGUGUGAGCUUUGCAGAAAAAGUGUGUGUCCACCUGCGUAACACUCCUGACCGUCUCUCUACUCCUCCCAACUCCCCAGACGUGUCACUACUUAAGAAGGGCCAAAAUCCUGAUGCCUCCACCGGUGUCACAAGUGGCGGAGAGAUAGCUGCAGAAGAGGACUCCAGACCUUUGGUCUAUGAUGCACAUGACAAAAAAACACUUGUGCUUUCUGUUCGUGCUGCCGUGGAAAAGCUUGUAACUCACUUCUCUGUUGCCUCCCAACAGGAAAAAGUUCGAUUAGGUACAAGUGGCAUAACACCUGCUGUGGCACAACUGGCUCUAGAAAAGCUGUGUCCUGCUGUGUAUGCUCUUCUGAGUGAUGGUCUUCAUCCAUCACUUCAUUCACUCUUUGGCAAGAUUAACAACUCUGUGUGGCGGGUCAUUGAAGUCACCAGUCAAAUAAGUCCCUCCACAAAGGCUCUAAAUGACUUGGUGCUCACACUAAAUAGUGAAGAGUGUCUCUCAGAAGGGCCCAUCAAAUUCAAUGCUUUCAUCUUUGGGCUUUUAAACAUCCGAUCUUUGGACUCUUGGUUGAGUUACCUUCGUACAAGGGAAAGUGUAAUCCAGAAGCACUAUCAUCCUGAAGCAUUCUUAUACCUUUCCAAUACUGCCACAAAAAGUCUCUAUGAUGACCUUCUCCUCUCUCUAAGACCACUUGCUCUCCUUCCAUUCAAUCUUGAUCUCCUCCAUGAAUAUAAAGCCCUCCAUGCAAGCCUUCAGAAGAUGGAGGAACGGCUCCUCUUGCAUACAAGUUCAAAAGAGAGCCCUGGUGACCGGCCCCCCUCAGUUUUAGAUCACUUACACUCCAAAGAAACUAAAGAGUUCAAGAAUGCAGCUCAGCAGGAUAGGGUCAAAGCUUUGAUGCGGGUGCUCACCUCUCCAGAACUGGAUGAAAAUGAACUGUUGCUCUCCACAUCAGACCCAUCUCGAGAACGAAGCCGAAGUCCCAGACCUAGAUCUUGUUAUGAGCAUGUUGCCAAUGAGGAGAUGAAUCCAACUCUUAGAAAACGUUGGAGUGGUGUCCAACUUGGCUCCAGACUUCUUACAGCCAUUGAUAAGUUGAUGUUGGAAGAAGUUGGGGGAAUAACAUCCAGUGAAGAUUACACAGACUCUCUUGACAACCCUAAGAACAACCGGCCAGUUUAUUCUCGAGCAAGUGAGUGCACUGAUGAUGAUUUGCAGACUGAUCUUCGUGUUAGUGAUGUCUCUAGUAGGGAUGGAGAUGUAAGUGAAAGGUCGGCAUCUGAAAAAGAUACUGAGAAUGAGAAGGGCUCCCGAGCAUGUGCAGAUACAGAAAAAGAUGAUGAGUCUGAGGGCAUUAGAUUCCGCCGACUUCAGUUAAAAUGGGAACAAAUGGCAGGGCCUGAGAAGAAGAAUGCUAAGGCACAACAACCUCAACCUGAUAAAGCUGUAAGCCCAAGUAGUGCCAACAGGUCUAGAAUACCUCGGCCUGUCAGCAUGACCUCUCCGCAGCGUCCUUUCAAACCAUUUGAACCAUCUAAAGAAAAAACUUCCCCUCAGCUCAAACAAGUCCCAAAGCAUUUCCCUGCUUCUCCAAAAGAAUUGCCUAAGCCAGCUCCUAGACGAUCUUUGAAAGAUAAAGCAACAACUCAGAUCUCUCCAAGUGAAGACCAUACCAGUACAACAGCACGACCUCCUUCGGUUCGGUCUCGAUUGGUACCACGUCCUAACUCGGUCAACAGUAACAUCGUUCGUGCCUCCUCCGUGCCUGGCAGAGUACCUAAUACUGGAGACAAGGGCAACAAUACUAGUGGCAGGUACGAUGGGCAGCGUAGGUAUGGUGGACAACCACGGUCGGCUAGCCAUGGGAGACGUGUGGCACCUGGAGAUACGCCCAAGUUGGUACAGACGCUCCAUCACCGCCUAGCCACUGAUAAUGGUCACCUGAGCUUCAACCGAGGAGAUAUACUGACAGUUGUGGUAGAAGUUGAUGACCGCUACCUCCUAUGCUGCCACAAUGACCGGAAGGGACUUGUACCAAGGGCCUCAGUCAUCAUCCAUGAACAAUGAGAGUAUCUGGUUUGGAGUAAAAGAUAAGAGGCAACUGCACCUCAUUAGUAACAGGAGAAAACAGACCAGCUCUCAUCACUAUUCUGGGUGCUGUGGUACUCGAAACUUAUUAAUGAAUAGCUUUAGUGUAAAGUGAUUUUAAAAAUAUCCUUUGAGAAUUAUCCCCAGUGAUUGUUAAGAAAACGUAUUAUUUUGGACAAAACAUGUCUGAUAGAAUAUGCAACGCUGUAAUUCAUAACCCAUUAUCCAUUCCAAUAUAAAAGGUCAGUCACUGAACUCAGAGCUAUAAUAUUUUUCGAGGAAGUAGCAAAUGCCAAAAGGACAUUUGAGAGCAAUGCCAGUACCUAUAGCUUAUAAGAUCUUUUAUAUGCUACUCACAAAACCUGCAACAAACACUUUCAAGGAACUUGUACAUGAUUUUGAGUAGUAUUAUCCACCUUAUGCACAUAAUCCUUCCUGUCAUUUUCUCACUGACAAAAUUUUGUUACUUUUAAGAAUUCUUCUUCAUCGAUUGAUGGUUGAUAUCCCAUAAAUAAACCAGUGAAAAUAACUUCUUUUCAUACAUGUCUUGCCAACUGUUAUAUCUCUCCCUAGCUCAUAUCAGCUAUCUUGACCCUCUCAAAAGCCAAUAUGGGAGCAAGUUAUAACUUCCUCUUCUAGUUGAAGGUUGGCAGACAGUACAGUACCACUGGAACACAGGGAUCUGAUAGCUUGUUGCUCAGAGUGAAAGACACAGUUUGAAACAUGCAUAAGAUACUUUUUCAACAGGUGACUGAAGUCUUAAACUUGAUUUAAUUUUAUUUUUUUUCAAAUGUCUUUCCUUUGUAGAGUUUGAUAGCUGUUACUAAUUUUGAGUAGUCAUGUAAUCACUAACAAAUGAAAACCACUUCACCUUUGUACAGGUAAGGCACUUUACCUCCCUUUAUAGAUAUAUGUAGUACUGUACAGGAAACUUCUUUUAAUUAUCUUUUACAAGUUUAAUUGUGAAAUUUACAGUUCCCAUACUACAUUAAUUAAGAAAAUACAUAUUAAAGUACUGGUAAUGUAUUGACAUCAAAAUGAAUGAUUCUUCAGAUAAUGCAGCACUACGGUAAAGUGAAAUAUAUACAGUACUGUACUUUAAUUAGUCACAAGCACCAGAUACCAUGCACUCUGGCAGUAUCAUCAUUUUUAGAUUUAUUUUAUAAUAAUUAAUGUUUGCCCUCUUUCUAAAUAGUGCCUGGUUAAUGUGUAACUACAAAUAUCUCACACACAUUAUCAGUUUAUUAAACAGGUAUAAGUACAGUUGUGAAUACUUUCACAUUGAUGAUAGUUGCUAGAGUGGACGGCAGCUCCUUAGCACUGCUGCCCUCAGUGUCCUGGUUACGUAGCAGCGUCAGCGGCUGUUGGCUCUGAAGGGUUCUGUUGAGAGACUGGCUAUUCCUGCACCCUCAUGCACUUGUUUUCUCUUAUUUCCAUAAUUUUUAUAUAUAAUGUUUAUGCACAGAGAUUUUUUCUGGGAAUUGUUUCUUAGUUGUAUUUAUUAAUCAUACCUUUUUUAUGCAUACAAACAAAAAUUCUUGCAAGAAAGAUUUUUUUUUAAAUUCAAAUGUAAAUAUAAUACUGUCACUAUUUCAGAAAUUAUUGAAUUUCAUGUCUGAUGCAAAUUUAGUCAAUACCUGUAUCAGAUUGAUUUGAUGUUUAUGCUUGAAUUUUUCAAGAAAAUAAUGCUUUAUUGUAUUAGAAACAUUUACUUCUAAAUUUAUAUUCAAAUCACGUAAGUGACAUUCCACUCCGUGUUUAGUCAGUUCCUAACUUCUUAUCUGCUGUGGUGCUGGGACUCUUUCUUAUUCAUUUUCAAUCUUACUAUUUGUUUUAAAUUAGCCAGUCCCUCUGGGGUGACGCUCAAAGUAAGGCCGAGUAUACUUUGUUAUACUAUUAGGAACUUACUAACUGUCCCUCUACCUAAGUGUCUUCCUUAUCCUAUCCUGCAUGUUCCAUGGAUUGUCUUAAGUAUUCCUUGUACAGUACUGUACUUAUUUUAGCUAUAUUGUCCUUAUUUCAUUGUUUAUUUUACUUUUAGUUAGGAUUUCUUCUCAUUGUAUCUCAAGGAAUACAAUAGACAGCCCAUAAUAAUUUUAGUUCCUCAUGGUUACUUAGUUUGAAUCUGCCUCGAGGAUGGAAUGACUACGCUGUCGCAGCCAUGGACAAAUAUUUUCACUGCAUGUGACUGAGGGUUUGAAAGACUUUAGAAUCUUACAGGUAGUAAGAAAAAAUAAAGUUUGUAAUAAAGCUCAAUAUUCAGAUAAGUACAUUGACUUCUUCCUAUGCUGUGAUCAUCCAAUCUGAGUAACAAGCCAAUCUUCCUGAGAUGAUUUUUUGUAAUGAUUCCAUCUGUCGCUGUUUGCCACAACAAUGCCAGCUGUUCAUCUUUUACUAGUACUAGCCCUUUUAUCAUGUAGAUGUGAGCUUAGAGUCCCUGUGUUGUAGAAGUUCCCAUGUAGAUAACUUGGUUUGGUUGCGGUCAAAGCUGGCCAAGUCUACCUUGUUACGUUUCAUAUACCUGUAGGUCGCGUUCCAGAGUAGGUAGUAAGUCUGUGUUUCUCCUUGUGAUGUAUAGAUACCAAGUCAAAAAGAUGUAAUUAUUGUGUAAUGAAAAUAUUGAUUUAUGUAUGCUUUGAGUAAUUAAUAAGUGCAUUGUUUCUGUACAUUUUGAUAGCUUUGUUACUUAUUUUGUUGCUAUUUGCCCUAGGUAUUUAGGGUUAAAAAUCAAGUCAAAUGAGAAGCUUUAUUAUUAAGUAUAAUGGAGGGUGCCUAAGUCUUAUUUCUCUAUAUUUUCAUAUGACCAAAGAUAUACACAAAACCACUUAAACUUUGUACAUUUAUGUAGAAUGUAAAAAUUGGUUUGUAGAUAUUACCAAAAAUUGAACAUUUGGUUAAUGCUUUAAUGUAACAUAUUUAGUUGUAAUGCUAUUGCUGAUAUAUGGUAGAUAAUAUUAUUUUCUUGCCAGUACUCAUCGGUCGGACAGUCAUGGCAGCAAUUUUAAGGUGUGAGUUUUAAGAAUGAAAGUCACUCCAUCUUAAAAGUGAGCAGGGAUUGGCACUAUUAGGCCUGAGGUCCUCAAUUUAUCAACUGGUAUACAAUGUGAGUUAUAAAUUAGUUGUAAAGGAAUGGAUAAAUGGAUUUCAUCAUGUUUUAUUUCAUAAUUACUGUCUGGAAAGAGACAGAUGAUACACAGUCAGUAACAACUUAUGUAACCAUCACUAUCCCUCAUAACAUAACCAUAAAAUAAUGGUCAGUAGUGAUUUUGCCUAUUGGAUUAUUCUUCAAUAAAGCAAAUUUCAUAUACAGUGUAUUAAAAAAUAAGGAAUUAUGCUUUAUUGAAGCCUGGUAUUAGUAGGGUCAUGGUUGCUGAUCGCUUCACAGUUAUGCAUGUCUCCUGUCUGUCUGCUGACGAAGGCAGCAUUUUGGUUUACAUAUUCACUGCUCUAAUACUAUGGUGAAUAAAUAUUGGUCAGGUAAA